This is a messenger RNA of Kogia breviceps (pygmy sperm whale), 1152 nucleotides long. RefSeq names its product PGAM family member 5, mitochondrial serine/threonine protein phosphatase (gene PGAM5). Lineage: Eukaryota; Metazoa; Chordata; Mammalia; Artiodactyla; Physeteridae. Gene Ontology annotation, molecular function: protein serine/threonine phosphatase activity. The record is from RefSeq and is a predicted model, not a curated record. Gene Ontology annotation, biological process: positive regulation of mitochondrial fission; peptidyl-threonine dephosphorylation. Gene Ontology annotation, cellular component: mitochondrion.
ACCGCCCACCACCGGGCUCCGCCUUCGUUCCCGGAAGUCGCCCGCGGCGGGCAGGGCCAUCUCGGCGACUCCCACAUAUCCCGCGCAGGCCGGCGGCCGGAAACUCACGCCCGCCGAAGCCUGUCCCUUGCGGCGCGCCGUCCGCGCCCGAAAGCGGCUGCGCGGAGUCGACGCGGCCCCGCGUGGGACGGGCCGGCAUGGCGUUCCGGCAGGCGCUGCAGCUGGCGGCCUGCGGCCUGGCCGGGGGCUCGGCCGCGGUGUUCUUCUCGGCGGUGGCAGUGGGGAAGCCCCGCGGGGGCGGGGACGCGGAGCCGCGCGUGGUCGAGCCGCCAGCGUGGGCGGGGGCCGCGCGCCCCGGGCCCGGCGUCUGGGAUCCCAACUGGGACAGGAGAGAACCGCUGUCCCUGGUCAACCUGCGGAAGAGGAGCCUGGAGCCCGGAGAAGAAGAGCUGGCGUCCAGGCUGGACCACUACAAGGCCAAGGCCACACGGCACAUCUUCCUCAUCAGGCAUUCCCAGUACCACGUGGACGCCUCCCUGGAGAAGGACCGCACGCUGACGCCCCUGGGUCGUGAGCAGGCUGAACUAACCGGUCUCCGACUUGCAAGCUUGGGGUUGAAGUUUAAUAAAAUCGUCCAUUCCUCCAUGACCCGUGCAAUAGAAACCACUGACAUCAUCAGCAAACACCUGCCAGGCGUCUGCAAGGUCAGCACAGACCUGCUGAGGGAAGGCGCCCCCAUCGAGCCUGAUCCGCCCGUGUCUCACUGGAAGCCGGAGGCUGUGCAGUAUUACGAGGACGGGGCGCGGAUCGAGGCCGCCUUCCGGAACUACAUCCACCGGGCGGACGCCAAGCAGCAGGAGGACAGCUACGAGAUCUUCAUCUGCCACGCCAACGUCAUCCGCUAUAUUGUGUGCAGGGCGCUGCAGUUCCCUCCAGAAGGCUGGCUCCGCCUUUCCCUCAACAACGGCAGCAUCACCCACCUGGUAGUCCGGCCAGAUGGCCGAGUGGCUCUCAGGACCCUCGGGGACACGGGGUUCAUGCCUCCUGACAAGAUCUCCCGCUCCUGAGGGCCGCCUCAAGGCCCCGCUCUCCUCCUCAGCCCCCUGCCGGCCUGGUGUGGGUGCCACCGAGACCGCGGGCUCCUCCCCUGCU